AUGCCUCUAUCCCGUCCCCUCCUAUUUUAUGGCCAACCCCAUUCUGCUAUUUGGAUAUUGAGUAAUGGAGGGAUUGGUUUUGAACAGUCGGCACGUCAAUACAGAGCAAAUAUAUUACCUAGCAAUGUUAGAAUAAUUGCUCCCUUUUGGAAUAGAAAUGAUUUGAGAGUUGGGGGCAAAAUAUUUUAUCGAGAAGUUACGGGAGGCCGUGUACUCGACCGUGGUCAAAGCGAAAUACGUUACCAAUACGAACUUGAAGUUAAAGUACACACUGCAGUGCUCGUUACAUUUGAUAAAAUGCAGCCUGUGGGGACUGAUCCUUUACCUGAUGAAAACACCAACACUUUCCAAUUAGCCCUCUUCUCCACAAGCAAUGGAACUUUUGCUAAUUUUAUUUACAGCAAUAUUGGAUGGACACAAGGGGCAGAAGCCGGUUUUAAUGCUGGGGAUGGAAACAAUUUCUUUGCCCUUCCAACCUCUGGCACUGGAAAUAUUAUGUAUUUGGAGGAUUAUGGAAAUACUGGCAUCCCAGGAGAAUGGAUGUUUAUUUUGGGAGAUGAAAGAAUUCAACGAUGCAAGGCUGGAAUUAAGGGGGAUACUUGUGAUGAAGCUUGCAAAGCUGGCGAAUUUGGUCCAGAUUGUGUCCGUUGCUGUCAUUGUGCAGAGGGUACUUGUCAUGAGGCUACUGGUGAAUGUAAGAAGAGCGAAUGUUCACAGUGCUGGACAGGAAUUGCUUGUCAACAAAAACAAUCCCGUUGUUCAAACAAAGGCUCAAAAUGUGCCCAAAAUGCUCUACAAAUGACAGAUUAUAAUAAAUGUGGAGAACCUCAAUAUCGUUGCGAGUGUUUGGCAGGCUUUACAGGGGAUCCAUACACUGAAUGUUCAGAUGUGGAUGAAUGUACUCGACAACCAAGCGUUUGCCACCAAUUAGCACAGUGUUCAAAUACACCGGGAAGAUUUUUCUGUCAAUGUCCUGAAGGGUUUCAAGGCGAUGGCAUUUCUGAAUGUGUUGCUUCUUUCCUCUAUCCUUUUGACCAAUCACAUUUACUUCCUUCAAAUGAAAAGGAUGGAAGAGUUAUGGAAUGGAGAUUAAGUCAUCCUCUUCGAAUAUUUGGACGUGACAGGGACACUAUUUGGCUGACAAAUAAUGGAUUGAUUUUGGUGAAGGGGGCCAAGAAUGUUCCUUCUACUGGGGAUGAACAACACAGACUUGAUGGGAUGGAUGUUCAAGGGGUUGCCCCACUCUUUGUGCCCAUCGAUAUGACUUCAAACGGAAAAAUUCUAGUUGAAGAAACAACGGAUCCUCGAAUAUUAGGCAAAGCAGCCCAAUUAAUUAAUACACAAUUGGGUGCUUCUUCCGAACAACAACCUCGUUUUGUAGCAACACACGCCUUAUUAGUAACAUAUUCAAACGUUAGUAUAGGCAUGACUAAAACAACAAAAGAGGCUACAAAUACCUUCCAAGCACUAUUAAUUGGUGGAAAAGACAGGCAAAAAAGAGGGGAAAGUUCUACUGUUACUUUUGUUCAGUUUCUUUAUCGUGAUUUACAUUGGGAGGGAGAAGAGGCUGAAGCUGGAAUUAUGGCCCCAGACAGAGACAACUCUAUUUUAUUGCCUGGUUCCGGUACUGAAGGUAUUGAACAGCUUAGUCAACUCAGCAAUACGCGGUGUGUUUAUAGAGAGGACAUUUCGUCCCAUAGAGGGGACAUUUUGUCCCAAAGACAUAUCUCAUCAAACUUUUUUCUUUUUCAGUUCCCAAGGAAUUUGGCUCUAUAG
Molecule: messenger RNA, 1776 nt
Organism: Meloidogyne enterolobii
Lineage: Eukaryota; Metazoa; Nematoda; Chromadorea; Rhabditida; Meloidogynidae
Source: the annotation of a GenBank genome assembly